CUCGGUUGCCGUGGGAACAGCUGAGCACUGCGGCGCCCGGAGACCUAGCCGUGAGCGGUACCGAGGCCCCGGCAUGGAGCUGCCGGAUCCGGUCCGCCAGCGGCUGGGAAACUUCAGCCGGACCGUGUUCAGCGACUCCAACCGGACCGGGCCGGAGUAUAACGAGGGUCCGGAUAAUGAAAUGGUUUCCAGUUUGGCACUGCAGAUGUCACUUUAUUUUAACACUUACUUUUUCCCACUUUGGUGGGUGAGCAGCAUUAUGAUGCUUCAGAUGAAGUAUUCCAUCUUGCCUGAUUACUACAAGUUCAUUGUGGUCACCAUUAUCAUCCUAAUAACUUUAAUUGAAGCUAUCAGGUUGUAUCUGGGCUACAUGGGGAACCUGCAGGAGAAGGUUCCUGAGUUGGCUGGCUUCUGGCUUUUGAGCCUUCUGUUGCAGUUGCCUUUAAUUCUUUUCCUGCUCUUCAAUGAGGGCCUAACAAAUCUGCCCUUGGAGAAAGCAGUACAUAUCAUCUUCACUAUAUUCCUUACUUUCCAAGUUGUUUCAGCAUUUCUUACCUUGAGGAAAAUGGUAAAUCAGCUGGCAACUCGUUUCCACCUCCAAGACUUUGACCGGCUGUCUGCAAGCCGAGGAGACAUGCGAAGAGUGAGAUCCUGUAUAGAAGAGAUUUGACCCAGUGCUGUUGAAUAAGCAUCUGGAAGAUCAUUCUAGAAGACUGCAGGAUAACACCAGAGGGCUAACACACAAAAAAGGAUAAAGCAAGUGUUUUGAACUGUAUACUCUCUGGCUCUGAAAUUCCAAGGUUGGACACAAUGAAAAGACUGUACAUCGCAUGAAAGCAGUAAAUCAACCCUAGAGCCUCCAUGUUAUCUACCUGAUGUCAAAUAUCUUAAUUUUUUGUUGUUGUCAACUUUUUCAGGUGUGUAGAGAUCUGUAUUGGUGGCAUUACAUCUUUACUGUAAUAUCUCCAGUUAGUACCUGUAACUAGAAAUGUGUAUAUUUCUUUUAAUAUUGUUGGCCUAUCCAUGUCUUGGCAGUACGCAUGCAGUAUGUGGAGAUGCUGGUCAGUACUGUGAUGUAUUAGACUACAUUUGUAAACUGAGACACCAAAUUUUCAUGUCUGCUACGGUCUUAGCAAUUAUACUGAGGUUAAGAAGAAAGCAGGUGGAUUGUGAUGAUAUUUAGGAAAUGUUUUUAUGCUAAAAUUGUUAUUUUCAUACAACCAUGUUCAGUAUUUAUGGUGGUGGUGUGCAAAAUGUCUUCACAAUAAGUUAUAAAAUCUUCAUGUUAAAGUAUCUUUAGAAAUCAUUCUUGUCUUUCACAGUUCUUUUGGGCUGUGGGUUUAUUUUUAUUAUAAAGUUGCAAGAGAAAAGUACAUGUAUUUGAGAGCCAUUUGCCACUCUCCUGGGUACAUUAACCCUUAUGAUCUUACCUAUUAAGUCAUUAUUCACUGAAGAACUGCUCAUAUCCAGUAAAUUCACAUGAAGAUUGACCUGAGAAUCAGGGUGCCUGUUAACAUAUAGAGUUUGGAUGGCCCAAAGGACUCAUGAUCAUAAAUGAGCAUAUUCCCUUGCUAAUAGGAGAAACCUAUUGAAGGAAAUUCUGUUAAGAACAAAGCUUGCUUGGGUAUAUCUGAACCAUUAUUUUUAAAUGACAAUUGGGUUAUCUUAAGGGACACAAUAUUUUCUUUCCUAUAGGAAAAUGUGCCUCUGUAAGUAUUGUAUUUUACUGAGAGAGAGUUGUAGCUACAUUAAAAAUCAUUUUUUCUAUC
Messenger RNA from Dama dama (fallow deer), 1769 nucleotides. It is a transcript of the gene TMEM17, whose product is annotated as transmembrane protein 17. The record is from RefSeq and is a predicted model, not a curated record. The transcript has 4 exons. NCBI's taxonomy places the organism in Eukaryota, Metazoa, Chordata, Mammalia, Artiodactyla, Cervidae. The coding region runs from base 74 to 670 and encodes 198 amino acids. Gene Ontology annotation, biological process: non-motile cilium assembly. Gene Ontology annotation, cellular component: ciliary transition zone.